This is a messenger RNA of Catharus ustulatus (Swainson's thrush), 989 nucleotides long. RefSeq names its product ankyrin repeat and SOCS box containing 12 (gene ASB12). Gene Ontology annotation, molecular function: protein binding. Bases 1 to 924 code for a protein of 307 amino acids. The transcript is spliced from 2 exons. NCBI's taxonomy places the organism in Eukaryota, Metazoa, Chordata, Aves, Passeriformes, Turdidae. The record is from RefSeq and is a predicted model, not a curated record.
AUGAGCCUCAUGGACAUCAACAAGAUGUUCUCCCUGCUGCAGCCCAGGGAUGACGAGGAGCACAGCGAGGAGAGCGAGGAGCUGAGCCGGGCCGUGUGCCAGGACGACCACGAGACGCUGGCCAGGCUCCUGUCCCAGGACAGGUACAGGAGGCUCAUCAACCGCAGGAGCGGCUGGGGGGUCCCCAGCACCCCCCUGCGCCUGGCAGCCACCAGGGGCUGCCUCAGGAGCCUGCAGCUGCUGCUGGCCCACGGAGCCCAGGUGGACAGCCUGGAUGUGAAGGCUCAGACCCCGCUCUUCGUGGCCGUCAGCAACGGGCACCGCGAGUGCGUGCGGGCGCUGCUGGAGCACGGUGCCAACCCCCUGGGCAGCAUCUACAACAACUGCUCACCGCUGCUGCUGGCGGCCAGGGACGGCCAGGUGGACAUCCUGAGGCAGCUGCUGGAGCACGGGGCCCAGCCCAACGUGCAGGCCAGGCUGCCAGAGUGGGCGGCCAACUCGGUGUCCUGCUCGGGGCCGCUGUACCUGGCGGCCGCCUACGGGCACCUGGAGUGUUUCAGGCUGCUGCUGCUGCACGGGGCUGAUCCUGACUACAACUGCACCGAGCAGGCUGUGCUGGCACAGAUCCGGGAGCCCAAAACCCUGCUGGAGACGUGCCUGAGGCACGGCUGCCGCGGCGAUUUCAUCCGCCUGCUCAUCGAUUUCGGGGCCAACGUGUACCUGCCCAAUGUGCCCGUGCACGGGGUGGCACCACGCAGCGAGGGGCUGGAGCUGCUGCUGCAGGCCAGAGCUCAUCCCAAAUCCCUGCUGUCCCAGUCCCGGCUGGCCGUGAGGCGUCUCCUGAAGCAGCCCAGCCUCUCAGCUGCCCUUGCAGAGCUGGAGAUCCCCACAGUCCUGGCCAAAUACCUCCAGCACCAGCCCUGAUCCCAGCCUGCCCCCAGGGACACCCCAGUUAAAACCUGCUCCACCCCCUGGCAGUGGAUCCCUGA